Messenger RNA from Amphimedon queenslandica, 1290 nucleotides. Its product is annotated as ankyrin-3-like. Gene Ontology annotation, molecular function: protein binding. Lineage: Eukaryota; Metazoa; Porifera; Demospongiae; Haplosclerida; Niphatidae. Bases 1 to 1290 code for a protein of 429 amino acids. The record is from RefSeq and is a predicted model, not a curated record. The transcript has 2 exons.
AUGGCUCCAGUUCAUGUAGCCUGUGAAGAAGGAUCAUUGAGUAUGGUCAAGUACAUUAUAGACCAUUCACCAUUAUCUCUUGAUAUGACCGACUCUUUUGGACGUACUCCACUACUUAUUGCAGCUUUCUCUAAGAACCUUCCCAUCAUUCGUUACCUCAACAGUAAAAACUGCAACAUUUCUAUACUGGACGAUAAAGGGUUUAACGUAAUACACAUAUCGGCAAAGGGAGGGUCUUUUGAUAUAUUGAGGUUUUUCGUUGAUGGUGGUUACUGUAAUCCUGAUAUCACUGAUGCUUCUGGUCGUACUCCACUUUAUCUGUCAGUUCAAGAGGGUCACUUGGAAAUAGUAGAAUAUCUAUUGGAUAGUCCAAGCUACAAUAAACCACGUGUAGAAUUAGUAGACAUGGCAGAUAGCAAUGGUAACACAGCACUUCAUGCAGCAUGCAGCCAGGGUCAUCCUGAUAUAGUGUCUACUAUAGGAGGAGCUUACAAGUCUCUUAAUAUUGAUAUUUAUUCAAUUAAUGAGAAAAGACAGACUCCAUUACACUUAGCAGCAGCUAAUGGUCACGUUAAUACAGUCGUGUCUCUCUUAUCAGCCACUACUGGUACUAGAAAUCAUGAGAAGCUCCUUGGAGCAGUGGAUGGUGAUGGUUGUUCUUGUCUUCAUUUAGCUUGUCAAAAUGGUCACUAUAGGAUGACACUGUAUCUCUCUGAGGUGUAUCCAGCUAAUGUUUAUAGUGUGAAUAAUAAUGAGGAAGGAUUGCUUCAUGGAGCUGCUGAGAGUGGUAAUAAGGAUCUAAUCCAGUUCCUAGUGGAAUCACACGGUCUUGAUCCAGAGUCACAGGAUAAAGAUGGAGUGACAUGUCUACACAUAAUAGCAAAGCAAGGAGAUAAAGAGGUAUACAAGUAUCUUGUACCUCGUGUUAGGAAUAAUCCAACUCCUAAGGAUAAAGCUGGUCGGUCUCCACUUCAUUACGCUAGCAGACAUUAUGAGAUGUCAGUGUAUCUGAUUCAAUGUUUUAAUAUUCAUCCUGAAGACAAAGACAGUAAUGGAUUCACUGGUGUUCAUGCUGCCUGUCAAGCUGGUAACAUGCGACUGGUAUCACAUUACUUGAAUAAACUAAAGUGCAAUCGUUAUUUAGAAACAUACGACUCUAAAGGUCUGUUGUAUUUUGCUUGUUUGAGUGGUCACUUGGAAAUGGUUCGUAUUUUAAUGGAAAAGUAUCAGUUGAAACCAGUUGAAGGAGACAUUGAUGCAGCCCAGUCAAUCAAAGGAGGAGAAUCUUAA